Messenger RNA from Nelumbo nucifera (sacred lotus), 2710 nucleotides. RefSeq names its product transcription termination factor MTERF8, chloroplastic-like. Gene Ontology annotation, molecular function: double-stranded DNA binding. Gene Ontology annotation, biological process: regulation of DNA-templated transcription. The record is from RefSeq and is a predicted model, not a curated record. NCBI's taxonomy places the organism in Eukaryota, Viridiplantae, Streptophyta, Magnoliopsida, Proteales, Nelumbonaceae.
CGAGACUUCACUCUUCUCGUCUUCUUCUCACCUCAGGAAGGCUGUUCAUUCCGUGCCUUCAAAUUUAUUUUGCUCUCCCUCUCUCUCUCUCUCUCUCUCUCUCUCUAAUUCUCAAUUGUUUUGAUGAAAUGUAUCGCAUUUCCCAAAACAGAAGAACAUUUUAUUUUCAUUUUCUGCAAUGCCCAUUUCUCAACUCCUUCACAACAGCAAAGAAAACAGCUCCAGCGGUCUCCUCCGAUCCAUCCUUGCCAUUUACAGUUCAAUACCUCGUCAAUACAUGUGCGCUUCCCGUAGAAAGUGCUCUUUCAGCAUCCAAAACGCUGCAACUCGAUGAAAGAAAUCCCCAGAAGCAUGACUCUGUCCUGAACUUCCUAAAAUCCCGUGGUUUCUCCGAUACCCACAUUUCAAAACUCAUCACUAAGCGCCCUUCGCUUCUCCGCUGUAAUUUAGAGGGAAAACUCAAACCCAAGAUAGAAUAUCUUCUUGGUUUUGGAUUUUCGGGCUCCACUCUCGCAGAGCUACUCCUCUCAUGCCCAAAUAUUCUUAGAAGCUUGGAUAAUGUUCUGAAACCAAAUUUUGAAGUCCUCUUGACAUUGCUGAAGACAAGUGAAGAUGUCAUCAAUGCCGUUAAGCGCUAUCCAUGGCUCCUAAAUUUUGAUCUCAGACGAAAUAUGCAACCUAAUGUGUCUAUCUUAAUGAGUCAGGGUGUACACGUUGCACAUAUCUCCAAGCUUAUCAUCUCCCAUCCGAGGACUGUAGUGCAGAAGGUGGAUAAAAUGAUCAAGAUUGUCGAGACUGUCAAAAAGUUGGGAUUCCAACCCAGCAGUUCCUUGUUUGUACAUGCUGUUCGAGCAAUGUCUUCAACGACUGAACCCACAUGGAAAAGAAAAAUGGAGGUUUUUAAGAGCUUCGGGUGGUCUGAGGAAGAGGUUAUGUCUGCUUUUAAGAGAAGCCCUAAUGUUAUAACUUGUUCAGAGGAGAAGAUCAAGAGGUUGAUGGAUUUCUAUACGAGCACUAUGAAGCUGGAGAGAUCAACAAUAAUUGCAAAUCCCACUCUUCUAGGGUAUGGAUUUAGCACAAGGAUCUGGCCAAGAUAUUUGGUUAUAAAGGUUUUGGAGACAAAGCAGCUGCUUAAAGUAGGCAGGAAACUUAUUUGGGCAUUUAGGCUUAAUGAGAAAAAAUUUGUGGAGACCUAUGUGACUAUGCAUUUGGUUAGAGUGCCAGAUUUAAUGGAGGUUUACAAGGACGCCAUUGCAGCUAAAGAGACUUGUAUUGAUGGUGAUGAUAGGGGAGUAAGUAGAAUAUCAGGAGAUAAAAUUUUGACUCGGAAUGCUGAAUAAACGAUUGCUCUGAAGAAUGCUGUUUUUUCUCUGCUGUCAAAAUUCGGCUGCGCCUGUAUUUUUCAAAUCUUCAAGUUAAUGUUUAGUUGCUGUUUUGAAGCCACCAGGCAAGGAUAACAGCAGCAACAACCUCAUACACCGGUGACGGCGAGCAGCGAGCUGACUGUCUUCCCACUUUCCCAGUUCGUGUUGUGCUAAGAGUCUUCCUCUCCAAGUAUGUGUUAUGCUCUGUCUGCGUUUGGUCUGGCGUCUGACUGUCUUCCCACUUUCCCAGUUCUCUCUUUCUGAACUCCGAAGCAACAACCUCAUAGUCUCAUACUCCGGCGACGACGACAGUGAGCAGUAAGUCGGUUGUCGAAGUCUCUUACUCUCAGGGUACCAGGCUGAUGUACAUUGAAAUAUAGGGGCACCAAAAUCAGAACCUCCUCUUAACCUCCAUUGUUUGUUCAUAUUUGAGGACUUGUGCUAUUUGGUCAGUUGUCACAUAUAUUAGACCAAUUUGAGCAAUUUUCUUCUUCUAACACCCCAAAUAAGUUAAGUUGUUUAAAGGUGGACCAAAUAUUUGGAAGAGGGACAAGGAGGGGAACACAGAAAAGAUUACACUCCAUUGGAGACACUUUUCAACUACAACUUGUCUUUCCUUGACAUAGGGAGAGAGGUUGGUUUGUGGAUAGAGGGCACUUUGUUUCCUAGAAAAGAAAUCUGAGAAAUUCCACAAGUUUGUGUCUUAGACGUGCAACCCUGAAUUAGUCAAGACUCAAAAUGCUGUUAAUCAAGGGUUGAAGUUAAGACUUGCAAUAUUUCAAUGAGAACAUGGAAAGGAGAAAUAACAAAUGCAACUGUGGAUUCAAAAACACCUGACACCAAAGGAGAAGAAACAAGUGAAUUAUGGAAUCCAUUUGCACUUGGACAAUUUUGGCAUGCACAUGCUGAUGUGGAUGGAAAUGGAACAAUCGAUUAUAUUGAAUUUAUUACUGCAACCAUGCAUAGUAACAAGCUAGAAAGAGACGAACAUCUAUAUAAAGCCUUCCAGCAUUUUGAUAAAGAUCAGAGCAGAUACAUUUGUGACAGGAUGCCCGGGCUGCUAAUGUUAUGCCGUUUGGAAGCUCCAUAGUUCCUAUUCAAAAGGAAUAGUCUUCGUUGGCGUGAAGAGGAGAGAGAAACUGGCUUACUUGGCAGAAGAGACCGUUGUAUUUGCAUUGAUGGUGGGAGUAGCUGGUUGUUUUUAUGUUGUUAUUUUUUACCAAGAUGCCCUGGCAGCUUGUUAUUUUUUAUAUUUGUUUAAUGGUGGGAGUAGCUGGAAUGGUAGCAAGAAACAGUUGUAUUUGCAUUGAUGGAAAUGCCAAACAUCCACAAAAAUUGUAUUCUUA